Messenger RNA from Talpa occidentalis (Iberian mole), 912 nucleotides. RefSeq names its product meteorin, glial cell differentiation regulator (gene METRN). NCBI's taxonomy places the organism in Eukaryota, Metazoa, Chordata, Mammalia, Eulipotyphla, Talpidae. Gene Ontology annotation, molecular function: hormone activity. Gene Ontology annotation, biological process: positive regulation of axonogenesis; glial cell differentiation. Bases 1 to 876 code for a protein of 291 amino acids. The transcript has 4 exons. The record is from RefSeq and is a predicted model, not a curated record.
AUGGCGCCCCCCGCGCUGCUCUGCGCGCUCUGCUGCGGGCUCUGGGCGGCGGCCGCCCGCGCCGGCUACUCCGAGGACGGCUGCAGCUGGAGGGGCAGCGGCCUGACCCAGGAGCCGGGCAGCGUGGGGCAGCUGGCCCUGGCCUGCGCGGAGGGCGAGGUCGAGUGGCUGUACCCCGCCGGGGCGCUGCGCCUCACCCUGGGCGGCCCCGACGCCAGCGCGCGGCCCCGCGUCGCCUGCCUGCGCCCCGCGCGGCCUUUCGCGGGCGCCCAGGUCUUCGCGGAGCGGGCGGGCGGCGCCCUGGAGCUGCUCCUGGCCGAGGGCGGGGGCCCGGCCCGGGGCCGCUGCGCGCACUGGGCCCCCGGCGAGCGCGGGGCCCUCUUCCUGCAGGCCACCCCGCACCCCGACAUCAGCCGCCGCGUGGCCUCCUUCCGCUUCGAGCUGCUCGCCGCGGGGCGGCCGGAGCUGCCUCUGCAAGUCCACGGUCUGGGCGCAGAUGGUGCCUGCAGGCCCUGCAGCGACGCCGAGCUCCUCCUGGCCGCCUGCACCAGCGACUUCGUGAUCCGAGGGGCCAUCGUCGGGGUGACCCACGACGCAGAGCUGCACGAGUCGCUCAUCACGGUGGCCGCUGCCCGUGUCCUCCGGCAGACGCCGCCCCUGCGCCUGGCUGGCGGCUCCGCGGUCCCCGUGCGGGUCUCCGUCCGCGCCCCCCUGCGCUGCGGAGUCCGCCCUGGCCCCGGCACCUUCCUCUUCACGGGCUGGCGCCGCUUCGGGGAGGCCUGGCUGGGCUGUGCGCCGCGCCUCCGGGAGUUCCGCCGUGCCUACGUGGCCGCCCUCGCCUCCCAGCGGCUGCCCUGCGAGGUGGCCCUGGACUGAGGGGCCCCGCUGGGGCGGCACCACCAAUAAGAAGUG